Molecule: messenger RNA, 4238 nt
Organism: Blastomyces dermatitidis ER-3
Lineage: Eukaryota; Fungi; Ascomycota; Eurotiomycetes; Onygenales; Ajellomycetaceae
Product: MFS transporter
Exons: 7
Coding region: 1450-3216 (588 amino acids)
Biological process (GO): transmembrane transport
Molecular function (GO): transmembrane transporter activity
Source: RefSeq, a predicted model, not a curated record
UGCAAAUAUAUAUGUAUAUAUGUAAAUAUGCAAAUAUGCAAAUAUAUAUGUAUAUAUGCAAAUAUAUAUAGAAAUAUAUAUAUACGUACUCUCCUGCUCAUCCUUGUCGCACUUGGUGGCGACACAGCAGGUGAUGGCGUCGAUGAAGGAUUUGGCCUUGCAGAUGCACUCGGGGUCGAUGCCGCAGUCGGCGGGGAUGGCGGGCCCAGCACACUCUUGCUGUUUUUAUUUAUUAUAUGUUGUUAGCAAUGUCACGAUUGAUAUAUAUAUAUAUAUUUGGUUGUCAUCUAGGUUAGUCGGGUGGAGGAGACAUACAGCACAUUUCGGGAGGUCACCAGCCUGGGCCGCGACGAGCGCGAGGAGGGAAGAGGCGACGGCGGCGGUGAUGGCGAGACGCAUUGUGAGAGAUUGCUUGAUUGAUUGAUUGAUUGGUGAUAGAAUUAAGAAGAGAAGAAGGAAGAAGAGAAGAAGAAGUUUGUAGUUUUGAGGCGGAUGGGAGAGCUACGCAUAGUACGUCGAAAAUAGGGGGAGGAGGAGGAGAAGACAGCUGGGGGAUUGUUAAAGUUAAUAGCGUUGGAAAUAAGACGCAUUCUUGGCUGGCUGGAUGGCUGGCUGCAAAAGGAUAAAUAAUAAUUAACUACAUGUUGAACUAAGCUAUAUGCGCUCGUGGGGAAUUGUGACUAUUUCCUUAUUAUUUAUUAACUAGUUAUUUAGUCCAUUUAUUUACUUUUACUGCAGAGUAACCAAGGCAUGAUGUUGGGUUGACAGGCGCGGAUCCAUGGUUUGCAGCCGGACUCAAAAUCGCGAUCGUGGUUUGCUUGUUAUUAAUAAGGUUAUGGUUAACUAACUAACUAGCUAGUUAGCUAACUAGUUAGAGGGAACUUAGUUAUGAUUAUCUAAAUUCAUAGCCUAGGACUUAGGCAUGGAGGCCCUAAACAAGCCCUGUGUCUUCGGGGGUGCUUUAGUGUAUCCCCCCCCGUUACUCGGCACUGUUAUUCGGCACGCGAUCUGUUUUGAACAAUCACAUAUUCACAUAUUGCACGCUGCACGCUGCACACUGCACGGUGAAGUGAAUAUCAACAAUGGUGAAUGCCAUGAAAUGAAUAUCUUGCCCCUUUUGUGGUUUGCCAAUGUGAAUCCAUCCAUAUGGCUACUCCACUUUGCUUGCGCCGCCUGCCAGUCUGCUAGUGUUGUGGAGUGCUUUUUUUUAUUUUUAUUUUGGCUGUGUUGAUUAUUUCUCUCCCCAUCCCAUCCACCGAGAGACAGACACCUCGAACGACUUCGACUACGACUAACUCCGACUAACCACCAGGUAAUGCUUCUUCUACCCCGCAUCGCGAUAGUUGCGAUAGUUCAAUAGAGACGAAAUAAACCAGCCCGCCGGAGGGCUAGGUUGGAAGUUUUCCUCUCUGCCAAUUCGGUCCUUGAUACUUCAUCCGUAUCGCAACCAUGGGCCUUGGGAUUCUGCAGGACUCCCGCCUCGACCACGUUCCUGGCACCACCUUCAUCCUCGAGGACGAUUCCAGCACCGUCGAACAGCUCGCCCCCUCCCCACACCUCAAAUAUGACACCUCCGGCCCUACACCCAUCAUCCUCGUUCCCCAGCCCAGCGAUGACCCCAAUGAUCCCCUGAACUGGCCCCUCUGGAAACGCGACGCAAUCCUCGCAGUCCUCUCCUUCGUCGGCCUCCUCUGCGCAACAACAAGCCCCCUACUCGCCGCAAACACCGCUACCCUCGCCCACCACUAUGAAACCACCUUCACGAAAGCCGCCCUGCUCACCGGCUACCACCUCUGCGGCGUUGGGGUCGCUGGCCUCCUCUUCGUCCCCUCCGCCAGGGUCUGGGGUAAGCGCCAUCUCUAUAUCCUCGGCUGCAUCGUGAUGAUCUUCAGCUCCGCCUGGGGCGGCGCGAGUGCCGGCAGCUAUAAGAGUUUGCUGGUUGCGAGAGUUUUCCAGGGAGUGGGACUGGCGCCGUACGAGGCCUUGGUCAAUGCAAGUGUGGGGGAUUUGUUUUUUGUUCAUGAACGUGGGAAACGGAUGGCAUUGUCUAACGUCGCCCUCUUCGGCGGCAGUUUCUUCACCCCCGUCAUCGUCGGAAAGCUCACCGUCUCCAUGGGCUGGGAAUGGACCUUUAAUUUCCUCGCCAUCUUCUCUGGCGCGUGUCUGCCAUUGGUCAUUUUCUGCGCUCCCGAAACCGCUUUCAGGAGGGCGGCUCAUCUCAACACGGAUUUCGAAGGGGAAUCUAGCCAAGGAGUUGUCCCUAAUAAUACCACCGCUGCUCCUACUAACACCACUCAACCCAUUGAAUUGGAUACGGAGAACAACAACAGGUCAUCCUCGCAAAAGUCCCGUGAGGAAGAAAUGAAGGCGGAGAAACACGAAUCUAGAGAUGAGGAUGACAAUGGCCAUGACCCUGUCAUUACCGAGGAAGCGGCACGCGAUGUCAUCCCGCGUAAAGUGACGUAUUGGCAAUCGUUGAAACCUUUCAAUGGGCGCAAGACAGAUGAGAGUUACUGGAAGCUAUUGCUCCGCCCGCUACCGUUAUUCCUACAUCCGGGUAUUUUAUGGGCCUGCCUGACCCAGGGCGUGUUAAUCGGCUGGACUGUCUUCAUCGGUGUCGUCCUCGCCGCACUCUUCAGCUUCCCGCCGCUCUGGUUCACUGAGGACAAAAUCGGCUACCUCUACACCGGCGCCUUUAUCGGCUCUAUCGCCGGUCUCGUCCUCUCAGGCUUGCUAGCCGAUUACUCCGCCAAGCUGCUCACAAAGCUGAACCGCGGUGUAUAUGAGCCCGAGUUCCGCAUCGUGCUAGUGCUGUUCCAGCUGGUGUUUAGCGCCCUGGGACUGUAUGGGUUUGGGUAUACGACGGCGGACGUGGCGCGCUUUGGAUAUGUGGUGCCCGAUGUUUUUUUUGCGUUUGUCAUUGUCGGCAUGGUUAUGGGGGCGGUGGCGAGUGCGUUGUACGUUGUUGAUGCGCAUCGCCAAAUCGCCGUCGAAGCCUUCACGUGCCUCCUCGUCUUCAAAAAUAUGUUCAGCUUCCUUCUGACAUACUUCGCCUAUGACUGGAUCGUGCUCUCCAACCCGAAACGGGUCUUCAUUAUCAUCGCCAGUAUUCAGGUCGGCGUGUGUCUACUCAGUAUACCCAUGUACAUCUUCGGCAAAAUCAACCGCUCCUAUUUCCACCGCCACGAUAUCCUAAAGAUGUUGAAUCUAUGGUGAAAAAAUAAACGCCAAAAGAAAAUAUCGGAAUCAGCGAUAUCUAUAUAUAUAUCGUACCAUGGCCAUAUCAUAACAACUAAUACUCCCACCGUACUAAAAUCAAUCCGACCCGAUCCGAUCCGAUCUUGCUUUUAUAAUCAUUUGUUCCCCCCAAUUGUAUUCCAUUUCCAUGCCAUCAUAUCAUACAUGUAUCAUAUCCCUUUAAUACAACACGCUCAAAAACCCGGCCCCCAUACCUCAAUCGAUUCAAGCAGUGAUACCCCCCUACCUUCCCCCGUCCAUAACAACCCGACAAACCACGGGCUGGCUUUGCUUACUGUGUGCUAAACGCCGUGCAUGGGCCCCCAUCCAUCUAUUAUCAUCUCGGGCAAACCCCUCCCUUUUUUUCACUCCCUUUUUUUCACUCCCUUUGUUUUGCCCCUUUUCUUUUCUUUUCUUUUUUUUCCCCCCUCAAAUUACGUCCGUUUCCCGCUAGAACUUGCAUGCGUGCAUGUAGUGCAAGUAUGGGUAAAUGGGGAAUGGGUGAGGGUUUCAGUGACAUAGGGAGGUAGUAACUAGUUAGUAAAAAUUAUUUAAUUAUUAGUCUUGUUUCUUUUGAGAUGUGAAUUCCAUUCAUGCCCCUUUCUUCUUUCUUACUUAUAAUUUAGUUAUUUUUAUAUACUUGUUUGCCAAAUGUAGCUUUUUGCAUUCUCUAAUACAAGCAUCAAUGCGCAGCCCCCUCUACCACUUCCACCCUCGGGCCUCUACCCCCCCCUUACCACCCCUUCCACCCCUUCCACCCCCUACCCCCUCUACCACCACCACCACCACCACCUCUACCGCCCCUACCACCCUCUCCCCCUACCACCCUCUUCCACCCCGUAUCACCCCUAUCACCAUUAAUCAGAGCUGUACAGGCCACAGAGCCGGCUGUUCAAUCCCAUCCAUGAAUUCAAAGGGGUGCACAUGACAUCACAUGAGAUCAUGUUACAGGGCAUUUAGCAGUGCAUGCCAUGAACACAGAGAUCAAAAAUGAACAUAGA